CUAAACCCUUCAAAACCUCAUAUCUUCUCACCCAUCGGUCUACCUUUAACCCCCUCUAAACAACACAAAUGUCCCACCACUCCUCCCCCUUUCCCUCUUGCUUUCGCCCCUCCCCCACCACCUCUUCUUCCGACAACCACCAUCCUCCACCUUCACCACCGCCCCCUACAACUUCUGGCAACUCCAAUCUCGUCACUUGCCUCUACCAAACAGAGCUUGGCGUCUUCUCUCUUACAUGGUCCCGCACCUUCCUCGGCCAUUCUCUCCACCUCAACCUCCUCCCGGCUGAUAGCACAAACUGCUCUCCGUUAUAUCUCUCCAACCCACCUUCUCUCUCUACCCUCUCUUUCAAUCUCCAUAUCAAGCCCUUCAUUUUUUGGAAAAGACAUGGAUCCAAGAAACUCCAUAUUGUCAACCAAGAAGCCAACACCUCCACUGCUCCGAAAAUCCAAAUCUAUUGGGAUCUGUCCAGGGCAAAGUUCGGAUCCGGACCCGAACCCCAAUCGGGAUUCUACGUCGCCGUUGUUGUUGACCGAGAAAUCAUCCUUCUCGUUGGCGAUUUGACCAAACAAGCUUGUGCGAAGACUAGAGCUAAAAGGCCAGAGAGAUGCCAAGCUCUUGUUCUGAGGAGAGAGCAUGUCUACGGCAACAGGGUCUACUCCACAAAGGCCAGAUUUGGAGGCAAAAACAGAGAUAUUUCAAUUGAUUGCACCGUGAAUAACGAUGCAAGAUUGUGUUUUAGCGUUGAUAACAAGAGGGUUUUGCAGAUAAAACGAUUGAAGUGGAAAUUUCGAGGGAAUGAGAAAAUUGAAGUAGAUGGGGUGCCUAUACAGGUCUCAUGGGACGUCUACAACUGGCUAUUUGAGGAUAUAAACAACAGCCAUGCAGUGUUCAUGUUCCGAUUUGAGACUCCAGACAAUGAAGACGAAGAAGAAGAGGAACACGAAAGACAAACUGAAAGCACAGAAAUAUGCAGUGGGCAAGAUGGGAAAAACAGUAUGGUUCCAUGGCAACAAAAUCCAUUUAAUAGUUUCGGAAUGAGUGGAAUAGAAUGGAGGAAGAGGAGAAGGAAUUUGAUGAAGACGACAAGGAGCUCAUCUUCGUCGUCGAUUUCGAUGUCAUCUGCAUCUUCAGGGGGCGGCUCUUCGUCCAUAAUGGAAUGGGCAAGCACCGAGGAGAAUGAGCUGAGUGCCCCUAUUGGCUUCUCUCUGCUUGUUUACGCCUGGAGAAAAUGAACGAUUUGUGGUCUUCUCUAAUUUUCCGGUAACGAUAAUUAAAGUUUCAAUUUUUUUUUGGUUGUUGUUGGUGAGAUGUGACUAACCCAUUUGUUAAUGAACAUAGUAAUUACAGAUUAAUGAAUCAUUAGAGCAACAUAACUGAUUAUUAUUACAUUGUUAGACGUAUGAUGUAAUGUGAGAUUGAUGAAUGAAAAUACGGAGUAUUCUUUUA
This is a messenger RNA of Manihot esculenta (cassava), 1449 nucleotides long. RefSeq lists its product as uncharacterized. The coding region runs from base 69 to 1235 and encodes 388 amino acids. The transcript has a single exon. The record is from RefSeq and is a predicted model, not a curated record. Lineage: Eukaryota; Viridiplantae; Streptophyta; Magnoliopsida; Malpighiales; Euphorbiaceae.